CAAUGAAAUAUGAAAUCAAUCCAAAAUAUGUGAAAUCCAUCGAUUUGAAAUUGAUACCCUACCGGCAACAUAAUGCCAUCAAUGGCAGUGCCUUCUUCGGGAGAGAUGUUCAUGACAUACGUGUUGUCCAUUGGGUAACCUCGACGCGAAGUGAUGGCCGAAUCUGGAAGGUCUACAAUGUCACCUUGAAUUUUUGUGACAUUUUGGAAAAUAAAUACAACAAAUUGAUUGUCGUUACCGAGGCUGUGGUGCGACGUAUUAUAGAGGCAAUACCGCAAUUGCCGCAGCAUUGUCCGUUUAAGAAGGACACUGAAUAUUCAUUGACAAAUUUCUAUUUGGAGGAAGAAAUCAUGCCGGUCUUUGUGCCAAAUAUGAAAUUUGAAACGGCCUUUAAUAUGAUGUCCAACAAGGAGUAUUUUUUUAAAUUGCUAUUAACGGCCCGUGUGGAAUCCAAAAUAGGCCAACGGAAUGUUAAGCAGAGCAGUAAAAAUCCAAAGUGA
Musca domestica (house fly) is the source of this 500-nucleotide messenger RNA. RefSeq lists its product as uncharacterized. The transcript has 2 exons. The record is from RefSeq and is a predicted model, not a curated record. Lineage: Eukaryota; Metazoa; Arthropoda; Insecta; Diptera; Muscidae. The coding region runs from base 3 to 500 and encodes 165 amino acids.